Gossypium raimondii (Peruvian cotton) is the source of this 1588-nucleotide messenger RNA. Its product is annotated as triose phosphate/phosphate translocator, non-green plastid, chloroplastic. NCBI's taxonomy places the organism in Eukaryota, Viridiplantae, Streptophyta, Magnoliopsida, Malvales, Malvaceae. Gene Ontology annotation, biological process: transmembrane transport. Gene Ontology annotation, molecular function: antiporter activity. The transcript has 9 exons. The coding region runs from base 193 to 1407 and encodes 404 amino acids. The record is from RefSeq and is a predicted model, not a curated record. Gene Ontology annotation, cellular component: Golgi apparatus; membrane.
GCUGAGGAACUUUCCUUUAGCAGUAGCACCCACUGUUCCCACCUACUCCACAGUCCACACACUUUUCUCUCUUUUUAAUUUUCUCGGCGGAUUCUUCAAAGCACUUUCUCAUUUCCUUUCUAGAUCCUUUCUAUCUCUUCUUUUUGCUUCUGUAAGUCUCCGAUUCAGAUCUUUUGUCAAAUCAAAUAAACAAUGCAAAGCGCAGCGUAUUCUUUGUCUUCUCCCUGUUCGAUUCCAUCUCUGAAGCCGCGAAAAUUCGGUUCCCGCGCUGGAUCUCAACCUAUUCGCGUUUCAUCUUCUUUUGCCGCUCCUGAACGGCAUGAACAUUCCGUUUCUUUGCCUAAUAGAUCGUGGCGGCUCUCUUCCUCCUCGUCCUUGCCGCUUAGGGCCUGGAACUUAGUUCCUUCCGAUUCAAAACCGGAUCGCUUUGAAGUUAGAGCCACGGCGGCGGAGAGUGCAGGUGAAGGCGAGAAGUCAGGGAGCCUGGUCAAGACCUUGGAGCUUGGACUGUUGUUUGGUUUGUGGUACCUCUUCAAUAUCUACUUCAAUAUCUACAACAAACAGGUUCUUAAGGUCUUCCAUUACCCUGUAACUAUCAGUGCAGUUCAGUUCGCUGUUGGGACGAUAAUUGUUUCCCUAAUGUGGACGUUUAACUUGUAUAAGAAGCCGAAAGUUAGUGGUGAACAGCUAGUAGCAAUUGUGCCUCUUGCUUUGGUGCAUAUCUUGGGCAACCUCUUUACGAAUAUGAGUCUAGGAAAAGUGGCUGUUUCUUUCACUCACACCAUUAAAGCUAUGGAGCCAUUCUUCUCAGUUGUGCUUUCUGCAAUGUUUUUAGGAGAGCUGCCAACUCUUUGGGUAGUUGGUUCACUUCUACCAAUUGUUGGAGGGGUUGUACUUGCAUCUGUUACUGAGGCAUCUUUCAAUUGGCCUGGAUUUUGGAGUGCAAUGGCUUCCAAUUUGGCAAACCAGUCCCGUAAUGUUCUUAGCAAAAAACUCAUGGUUAAGAAAGAGGAAUCGCUGGACAACAUUACCCUCUUCUCAAUAAUAACAAUUAUGUCCUUUAUCUUGCUAGCUCCUGUGGCUAUCUUUGUGGAAGGCAUAAAGUUUACCCCUGCCUACAUGCAAUCUGCUGGUUUGAAUGUUAAAGAAGUUGUUGUAAGAUCUCUGCUUGCUGCUCUUUCCUUCCAUGCCUAUCAGCAGGUUUCAUAUAUGAUACUGCAAAGGGUGUCCCCUGUUACUCAUUCAGUGGGCAACUGUGUAAAGCGGGUGGUUGUUAUUGUCAGCUCUGUUAUUUUCUUCAAGACACCUGUCUCACUGAUCAAUUCUCUUGGCACUGGAAUUGCUCUCGCUGGAGUUUUCCUGUAUUCUAGGGUGAAGCGAAUUAAGCCGAAGGCAAAGGCAGCCUAAUUUGUUUGCUUUGCUGAUAAAUUCCAGUUAUUACAUAUGUUUUACGCUACUGAUUUUAGGCAGAGAACUUAAUUUUGGGUAUUAUUUCUCCAUUUUAUUCCGUUUUCAUCUUUGGAUAAUUUUAUAUCUUCUCUUUUAAAAAAAAAAUAUAAUUCAGAUUGUCAAUUGAUUUUGAAGUAAA